Trichoderma citrinoviride is the source of this 2457-nucleotide messenger RNA. Its product is annotated as spindle pole body interacting protein. Gene Ontology annotation, cellular component: plasma membrane. The transcript is spliced from 3 exons. Gene Ontology annotation, biological process: actin cortical patch localization. The coding region runs from base 1 to 2454 and encodes 817 amino acids. NCBI's taxonomy places the organism in Eukaryota, Fungi, Ascomycota, Sordariomycetes, Hypocreales, Hypocreaceae. The record is from RefSeq and is a predicted model, not a curated record.
AUGGCGGCGGCUCUGCCCUAUGCCUCGCGCUCGAACGGCGCCAGCAGCUCGAAUGUCUCACUGCCUCACCAUCGCCGGACGUCUCUGUCCUCGUUCCCCCCCUCUCGCACUCCGUCGCAAAUAUCCUACAACUCGCGCCCAUCAAGGUCGCCGCACCCGCCCAUGGCCGAAACAGACCGGACCUCGGACCCGAGCGCCAAGUCCAAGACUUCCUCCAUCGAACCAUCCUCGCAGCAUUCGUCCUUGUCUGCACCUCGCCGAACGAAUGAGGAUACGCACCCGCAGAAGAGGCCCAAGGCCCAGUAUCCUCGCGGAUCCUACGCCAACCAUGUCGAGUAUAUCCUGGUGGCCUCCUUCGACAUUGACCGCGGCCCGGUGAUGGAGCACCAAUACCCUGUCGCCAUUACCGGAGACGAGAAUAUGUUGGCCGAGUUGAUGCUUCCGGAUCAAGCUCACGCGCGUAAUCAGGACUGGACCAUGUUCUUCCUGCACAAGGACUCUUCGCCGGAAGACGAAGACGAGGAAAGGAAGGAAAAGGCCGAAAGGAAAGCUCGAAGACAGAGACGGCGGGACAAGGCGGCGGGACUGGUCCCCGAGGACGGCGCAGAGGGUGGGACUGGCAAUGAGAACGAAGACGACGACAAGGACGACGACUUGGACGACGACUUUACGGAUGAUGAGUCCUCAGAUGGCGAGCCCGAUGCCGAAGAGGGCGCGCCGCUCAUCUACGUGCUCAACCUGGUCAACACCAAGCACGACAAAUCCGUGAAGCGAGGCGCCAUUGUCAAGGCCAUGGCCAUCUGCACCAGACAUCCCUUUUUGCACAUCUACAAGACUCUGUCCAUGCUGUACGACUCCGUCAAUGCGAUGGACUUGUCUCUUAUGCCCAAGUUGAGCUUUCUCGAGAGGAACCUGCUGCUGGCGAGCGACAACAAGGAUCUGUUUGUGGAGAAGUUCGAGCGGAUUAUCCAGAUGCGCAUGGCAGAGGAUAGGGCAGAGACCGCUACGGAGGGGUCCGGCGAGAGGAGCCAGAGCCCGCAGUACACAGGCGGCAUCUCGAGGGCCGGCACCAAGGCGCAUUUCGAGGGUGGGCAGUCGACGUAUUCCGUGGCCCGAGACACGCACGAGUUUGAGAGCAAAGUCAUGUACAAGGGCAUCCCCAUCCCCAUCAAGGUGCCCACGGCGGUCAUGCCCGAGACAGUGGGCGACUUCUCGCUCAUCAAGUUGAUACAGAACUUCUCAGAGGCCCACGCCAAGUCGCCGCAGCCGUUUCCGCUGCACCCGCACCUGACGACCAACGGCGUCAACACGCACCCCAUCAUUGUGCUGGUCAACGGGCUCCUGACGCAGAAGAGAGUCAUCUUCCUGGGCCACAACAUGCCGUCCGGCGACGUGGCCGAGGCGGUGCUCGCGGCCUGUGCUCUCGUGUCCGGCGGCAUUCUCCGGGGCUUUACCCGCCAUGCCUUUCCUUACACCGACCUGACCAAGGUGGACGACCUGCUCAACGUGCCGGGGUUCAUAGCGGGCGUCACCAACCCUACCUUUGAGCUGCAUCCGGAGUGGUGGGACGUGCUGUGCGACUUGCCCAGCGGCCGCGUCAAGAUCAGUAGCAAGAUUGAGAUGGCGCCGGUGACGGAGGGCCUGAUUUACUUCCAGCAGCAGCACCCCAACCUCGCCAACACGGCCAGCGGCGUCUCCAACACCACGCAGGACCUGACGGGGGACGCAGCCUUUAUGUCGGAUAUCCUGAGGAGCAUCGCCGCCAGGCAUGGCGAGCGGGUCAUCCGGGCCAAGUGGCGCGGCUGGGUCAACAAGUUUACGAGGAUCGCGGCCCAGUUCGAGGAGAGCGUGUACAGCACAUCUGCUCUGUACAUUGGGGGCCACGACCAGGACCUGGCGCUGCCGGGGGCCAGCGGACACGGCUAUGUCUGGCCGGACGACACUGCCAAGUUCAAGGAGCUGGCUGGCAACGUGACGAGGAUCGAGGGGUGGCGGAACACGCGUAGUUACUACAGCUACAUCCAGGAUCUCGCGCGAAUAUACACCGUCCGCCCGCUCAAGGGGCUGGACCUCGCUCACAUGCACGACCGGCUCCGCAUGCAGCGCCUGACGCCGUCGCAGAGCAAGGACAUCUACCUGACGCUGGCCAAGCACAUCCACUCGUACGAGGAGAUUUGCCUGCUGCUGGACGUGGCGCCCGAGUCGCAGGCGGGGCUCUUCUACAUCGCGCUGGGCCUCUUCCACAAGGACCGCGAGGUGCGCAUCAAGACGGCGGACCUGCUGCAGCGCAUCUCGGAGCACGAGGCCGGGCAGCACUGGUGGAAGAGCCUCAGCCAGUUUGAGAAGCUGGCGUACAAGCGGAUCCGGCGCGAGGCCGACGCGGAAACCAACAAGUCCAAGCUGGAGAAGGAGGGGCUUGUUCUCAGUCCUGUCAUGGAGAGGAUGCUGAGCUGAGCC